Messenger RNA from Tigriopus californicus, 1151 nucleotides. RefSeq lists its product as uncharacterized. The record is from RefSeq and is a predicted model, not a curated record. NCBI's taxonomy places the organism in Eukaryota, Metazoa, Arthropoda, Copepoda, Harpacticoida, Harpacticidae. The transcript is spliced from 2 exons. Bases 596 to 973 code for a protein of 125 amino acids.
UCCAGCUGACAGGAUACUGAUCAUUUCUCAGUAAGCAUCGUACAAAUGUGUGAGGUACUAUUUGUUACAAGAAAAAAAAACCUUUUUGGAUUUGAAAUGACUAGUCUUAAUGACUUCGAAGGUGUUAGUAUUUCUUUUGAAAGGUUUCGUGGUUUGUAGAGUCUCGAAAUUCCGAAGCCUGCUGUUAAAGGGUCUUUUUCCAACAUCGUAAAAACAUUAUGAAUAUCAACAGAAUAGUUACCAACAUCGUCAAAUUAUGAUUACAUCAUGAAUUGUUCUCUCAGAUACACUCUCGCAUACCUAGGGUCCCUAAGUUGUCAAAACCUUUCUAGUACUAUUGAGAGCAGCCCAUUUCUUUCAUGAGACCUGCCUCAAGGGACCAGCCAGUUCAUGUUUCCAUUUCCAUUUAAAGCGCCUAACGCCUAACUAAAGGGAACUUGGCGUGCCAGGAUCCCUGGUGUUAGAACGUCCUCUGUUUGGAUGGCUUUUUUGAGCUGGCUUUCCUUCGGAGGAAUUUGUGGGAGGAGAGGCCUAAGAAUCUAAGGAAUGGAACAGCUGUGGUUGUUGUGGAUCUCGCCGUAGUGGAUUGGUGCAGAUGAGAAUGACAGCUGUCCUUGGUUCAGUGGAACAGAAUUGUCGGACCCUUGGUUGGGUGGUGAAUAGUGUUGACUUGUCAUCUCGUAUCAUCAUCAUCAUCAUCAUCAUCAUCAUCAUCAUCAUCAUCAUCAUCAUCAUCAUCAUCGUCUUUAUCAUCAUGGAAGGCGUGUUCAUCGUGUGCGACCAGACCUCGGCCAAGCAGCCAUUCUUUCGGCAAGUGUUUCUCCACGCCGAUGUGUGCUUCACCUAUCUACUCGGUCUCUAUCUGGUCAUCCUGUACAUCGUCCUCAUGAGCAACACCAUCUACAAUGACACCAACGAAUACGUGGGCAACAAUGACUUCUACAUGGUGCCCAACUCGCUCUCCGAGAAAUGAACGUCCUACCAUUGGCGGGCACCAUGGCACAAUCAAUGGGUCCGAGUCGGAUCCCAAUCUUGAAUCCCAAGCCUGCGAUUAGUCCGCAUAAGCCGCAAGUGGACUUGAGCGCCCGCACCUCUUUAAAUAAUGCGGUACAUCCAAUUGAAACGGACUUGAGCGACAAAGUUGUGGCUAG